Molecule: messenger RNA, 2763 nt
Organism: Clunio marinus
Lineage: Eukaryota; Metazoa; Arthropoda; Insecta; Diptera; Chironomidae
Source: the annotation of a GenBank genome assembly
GUUUUGUGACUUAGAAAGGUUUGAACAGCACAUAAUUUUGAUUCGCAAAAUAAAUUCACAUAAAUGUUUCAAAAUCGAAUUAAGACGAUUCAAACACAUUUAAAAUGGCUAAGGAAUACGAUUACCUUUUAAAAGUGUUGCUUGUUGGUGAUUCCGAUGUUGGAAAGACCGAAAUACUGAAUAAUUUAGACGAAGAUCCAUUAAAUGAAGAAGCUACUUACAAAACCACAAUAAUUUUACUUGAUGGUAAAAGAGUGAAACUACAGAUUUGGGAUGCGAGUGGACAAGGUCGUUUCUGCACAAUAAUUAGAAGUUAUUCAAGAGGCGCCCAAGGCAUUAUUCUAGUGUACGAUAUCACCAAUAAAUGGAGUUUCGAAGGAAUAAACAGAUGGCUAAAAGAGGUUGAGGAGCAUGCUCCUGGUGUUCCAAAGGUUCUUGUAGGAAAUAGAUUGCAUCUUGCAUUUAAACGACAAGUUGCAGCAAAGCAGGCUGAAAGUUAUGCAAGUCGACAUAAAAUGUCGUGUUUUGAGAUUUCUCCACUUUGCGACUUUAAUAUUAGGGAGUCUUUUUGCGAACUUGCAAGAAUGGCUUUGCACAGAAAUGGCAUGGAGAGAAUAUGGAGAACAAACAAAGUUUUAUCGCUUCAAGAAAUGUGUUGUCGAACCAUAGUCAGAAGAACGAGAAGCGUUUACUCAAUCGACACGUUACCUUUACCACCAUCAGUGAAAUCCCAUCUAAAGUCCUACGCAUUGACAACAACUCGUAACAAUUGUCCGAACAACAUAGUUAAUAGUGCAAAGAAUAUCACGUAUGAACAAUCUGAAAUGUGCAAACUGUGCAUUAAAGAUUUAUCUGAGGAAUUUGAUUAUUACACAAUUGAUGAAUUUCUAACAAAUUUGAUAGAAAGUUUAACAGGAAUUUCGAUUUCUAAGCUUGAUGAUGAUCAGCAUAAAAGAAUAAAACAACCAAAGUGUGUAUGUGUAAAUUGUUUUGAUAUCCUCAUCAAUUUCAACAAGAUCAAACAACAAUGGAUUGAAAACCAAACAUUGUUAUUAAAACAAAAUGAAAAUACUUCAUUGGAAGAAAAACACGCAGAAUUAAGAUGUGAAGAGGAUAUUUCUUAUGAAGCUAUUGAAGAUAAAUCGCAAACUGAGUUUGAGGAUUAUUCCACAGAGGAAUACGUUGAAAAUACUGUAGAAAUUAAACAAGAAGAAGAAUGUGAUAUUCCAAAAAGCUAUGAAAUUAUCAUGGAUGAUAACUCAGUAGAUUAUCCUGAUGAUAGUAUGUACCCAGAACGUGAUAUCCUUUUUGCAGAAUCUGAGUCAGAUGACGAUACUGCUGUUGAGUUAGGAUUUGAAGAAACGUCCAAAAGUAAAAGCAGACGACGCUACAAAUUCUCUAAUGGGAAAGAAAUUUACAAGAAAAUGCUACAAAAAUGUGAGAUUUGUUUCAAAGAAAUUGAAAAAACUCGGAUGGAAGGUCACAUUAACAAACACAAAAAUAUUCGGCCAUAUUAUUGUCAAGAAGUUAAUUGUGGAAAAUCAUUUUACUGUAAGAUUCUUCAUCGUAUUCAUUCUAAAACUAUUCACAAUGGAACCAAAGUAACAUGCGAUGAAUGUAAUAAAAUGUUUCCAUCGAAACGAGCUCUGUAUGCUCAUACAAUGCGUCAUAAGAAUUCAAAUCGUUUUUGUUGCACUUUGUGUGAAAAGAAAUUCAAUAAUAAGAAUUCACUGAAGCGUCACCUCGCAAUUCAUUCCGGCAUUCGUGACUACACGUGUGAAUAUUGCUCUUCAUCUUUUUAUCGGAAGUUCAAUCUGGACGUUCACAUCAGGACAGUUCAUCACAAGGAGAAAUCAUACAAAUGUGCCGAGUGUUUUAAGAAAUUCGGUUACUCGCGUUUACUUCGCAUUCACAUUCAGAAAUAUCAUCCUGAUUCAAAUCUUGAACAGCUUGAAGAACAAGAAAUCGAAUUACCGAUCAUGUCAAAUAAUGUUGAGAGUUAAUCUUUUGAGAACUUCUGUUAAAUAAUAAAACAAACUUUUUCUUUUGAUUUUCUAAGCAAUUUAUUUUGUAUUUUUUUCUAAUCAUUCUGAACUGGCUACACUUAAAAAAUUGUCGAAGAAAGACGAAAUACUCUAAUUUUAAUUACAAAAAAUAAAGAAGAAAAAUAAAAUCGCAAAAUUUUUUCGUUCUGCUACGUCAAAAAUCUCACAAAGAGAGACACAAACUGAUAAUAAUUUUCAUCGUUAACAAAAAUAGUUGCAACUGAAUGGGAAAUUUAUUUUGUCCUCCUUGUAAUACGAAUCCGUUAGUGAGAUGAUUUCAUUCCACAAAAAAAAAGUUGCUUAAAUUAUUGUCCAGUCUUCACUUCGCACGCAUUUGAUAAAAACUCAUUUAAACUUUCUUGAAGACUUUGAUGCUAGUUGCUUCAAUGAAAACCCGCUAACUCCUAAGCCAAUAAAAGCCAAAAUUGCAGCUGAUGUUGUUGAAUGGUCACGUUUUGUUGAGAUUUGACGUACCGGUCCAUUCAAGUCAGAUGCAAUCUAUCCGUAACUUAAUCGCAGUGCGUAGAAGAGUGCCUGAGUAGUUUUCAUAUUCCUUUUGAUGCUCUACUUUUGAUGUUUUCGUGAGCUUAUCUAGUGUUUUUAUAUUCUUUAACUUUUUUGAUAUUUUAAUCACUUCCUGUUUCUUUAAAUUCUAAAAUACUUCUGAUAAAUUCGAAGGAAGCUUGAGAAUUUUGUUAAAUAAUGAAAGCUACUUACG